AUGCUUUUUCACCUCCUGAUGUGAGAUUAGUGUCAAAUGUUGCUUUUCCUGUUUAGGUUAUCACAGAAUUAUUCCUGGGUUUUGCUUCACUUUUUGUUCUGUUCUUGUUUCAGCUUCUUGCUUUUGCUCUGGGAUUUACAGGGUUUGGUGAUUCGGAAUUUUUUUAAAUAGAUAGCAAGAUAUACAAAAAUGUGCCCAAAAACCCGUACAUGCAGAUGGUUCUCGGUCAUCUGUCCGAUGUCAAGGGCAACUCUACCUCGAGUUCGCUUUCGAUUUAAGCAGUAGCUGGAUCUUUUCCAUUCCCGAGGUUAUUGUCGUAGAAACAAGAUGGGAUCGAAGAUCUUACCUAGAACGUCAAAAUAGUUUAGCAGCUAAGAUAGCUGAUGUCCUUCCAUAUCAAUGCCAACUUGAGCGGUAUUCUGGUAGUGGGCAAUUAGCCAUUCCCGGACUUGCUGCUUGAUAUAUUUUCCACUUGCAGUAGCUUUCGCCUUUUCAAUUCUGAUCGAAAUCUAAUUGCGUCGCAGUAUUUUUGUGUCAAGGAAUUAUUCAGAGUUCUCCAAACUCAAAAGUAGGUUAGUGAUAUCAUCUUAAGUCGUUGGGUUUUCUAAUUAACAAGAAGUCAAAGUAGGAGUUGCCUUGUGUUUACUACUUCAUGAAAUGAAGCUAUAAAUAGAGGAGAUCUCUGAUAAUUUGUGAUCAUGUCAAGCCUUCUGUUAUGGAGCGAGUGGAGGAGCUUCAAGCAAAUCUUGCUGCGGGAUUCCCUAGCUGUAUGAAGACAAUGGUUCGCUCAAAUGUUAGACAUGGAUUUUGGCUGCAUCUUCCUAUGCCAUUCUGCAAAUUGCAUAUGCCCAAGCAUGAUGCAACAGUAAUUUUGGAAGAUGAAAGUGGGGAAGAAUACAAAACAACCUAUAUUGCAGAAAGGACAGCAUUGAGUGCUGGAUGGAAAGCAUUCUCAGCUGGUCAUAAAUUAGUUGAGGGGGAUGUUCUAGUCUUCCAUUUGGUCAGUUCUUCAAAGUUUAAGGUUUACAUUGUCAGAGCAUUCAAAUCAAACAAAGUAGAUGGCAGGUUUGGCUCACUAGAUGUGAAUGUUGAUGCAAAACCAAUUAGGUCAGUUCGCAUGAAGAGGAGAAAGAGAACCUCUAAGAGGGCCAAGUGUUUGGAGCUUCUUCCACUCAAUCAUGCACAAGACAAUGUUGAAAAUAACAGCCUGAUGGUAUUAGACACCAAGAAUGAGCGUUUAGUAGAUCAAUCUGAUAAUGACAGCAAGGAUCUUAGCGCUGGCCUUUUUGAUGGUAUCAGGUCUUUGGCAUCCAUUAUUGAUUUUAAUGAGGUCAAAAGCAUUGACAGUUUCGUCAUCACUGUGAAUGGUUCAGGAAUAGACUCCGAGCUUUCAGAGUACCAUAAAAUUAAAUACUAUGAACUCUGCUGCAGUCAGAACUCAUUUCUCCAUGAUCAUCUUCUCAAGAGUAUUAGCAGUAAAUUGGCAGCUGAAAUAAUUACUCAGACUGUUAACAUUGCAGAGGCUGUUAAAGGCUGCAAACUUUCCACCUUUCAAGCAGAUUAUUCACUCUGGGACAAGACUCUGAAAGGAUUUGAGCUGUUAGGCAUGAAUGUUGGCUUUCUUCGAGCUCGACUGAACCGGUUGAAGACCCUUGCCUUGGAAUUACAGGAGGCUGUGGAGUCAGAGAGGCAUAGAGUUAGUCUUGAGCAAGAUCACAUGAAAGAAGAGAAAAAAUCCCUUGAAAUGAAGCUUGUGAAACUCAAAGAGGCAAUGCAUAGGCUUGAUGCUGAGAUAGAAAACCUGAAAGCGAAUGCUGAGAGGCAUGAGUUUAUAUUUCAGGAGGAGGUUAAUGCUGCAUGGUGAUCUUUACCUGCGAGACAGAUGAUGUCCACUUAAUGUAAUAUAUCUAUAUUCCCUCAUCCAUGGCAUGUUUGGGUCAUCAAGACUAUAUCUGAUCAUGUAACUUUUAGAGGCAAAAUGUUGUAGAAAUAUCUCAAGUUCUAUUUGCAUAUGACGAGACUUAGUAUUGAAAAA
Molecule: messenger RNA, 2035 nt
Organism: Theobroma umbraticum
Lineage: Eukaryota; Viridiplantae; Streptophyta; Magnoliopsida; Malvales; Malvaceae
Product: B3 domain-containing protein Os01g0234100-like
Molecular function (GO): DNA binding
Source: RefSeq, a predicted model, not a curated record